This is a messenger RNA of Suillus paluster, 1838 nucleotides long. Its product is annotated as Alpha/Beta hydrolase protein. NCBI's taxonomy places the organism in Eukaryota, Fungi, Basidiomycota, Agaricomycetes, Boletales, Suillaceae. The coding region runs from base 174 to 1709 and encodes 511 amino acids. Gene Ontology annotation, molecular function: serine-type carboxypeptidase activity. Gene Ontology annotation, cellular component: fungal-type vacuole. The transcript is spliced from 11 exons. Gene Ontology annotation, biological process: proteolysis. The record is from RefSeq and is a predicted model, not a curated record.
AAUAGAAGGAAGACAGUCCCUAGCGUCUCCCACACUCAAUAAGUUUCACUGGACUGAAGGGUAUGGGUGCCGCGGCGGCCUCGUGACCUCGUGACCCAUAUGGUCAACUACAUGGUCUGGGAAUCAAAGCCGCGUUGUGAUUAUUUCAUUUCGCAACUCUACCUUUCCCCACCAUGUUUACCAAAGGGAGGGUUUUCAGCACCCUCUGUUUUGCGCUUACGGCUGGCGCGACAACCCAGGCGUAUUUCGGUUUAGGCACUCCUACUGGUCAUGGAACUUCAAAACAGCCAGUGAAAUCAUUUGCACAGUCUUAUACAGCGCCUUACGAUGAAGGGUUGUUCAAUCCUGUCGAGCAACUCAGCGUACUCUCAGAGGCCCAAUUCACAACUCUUGGUCAUCCUGUGUUCCCGAACUACAGCGUUCGGAUCAAGAAGUCUUCUGAUUUCUGUGAUGGAACUGUUAACGCUUACACAGGUUAUAUCGAUAUCGAGGCCAGGCAUCUAUUCUUUUACUUCUUCGAGAGUAGGAAUGAUCCUGCUAAAGACGAUGUAAUCUUCUGGACCAAUGGCGGUCCUGGGUGUUCCUCCAGCCUGGGUCUCUAUAUGGAACUGGGACCUUGUCGGGUGGUGAAUGACAAUGGGACCGUAUUCCAUCCGGAGUCCUGGAAUUCCAAUGCGAAUGUCUUCUUCGUGGACCAGCCAAUCGGUGUUGGUUUCUCGUAUGCUGAAUAUGGCGAGACUGUGAGCACAACUGAGGAAGCUGCGAAAGAUAUUGCUGCGUUUGUCGCCAUUUUCUUUGAAAACUUUACCCAGUUCAAAGGACGCGCGUUUCACAUGGCCGGAGAGUCUUAUGGAGGGCGUUACAUUCCAGUCUUUGCUGCUGAAGUCUACGACCAAAAUGCCGUGCUAACCGCGGCUGGCGCCACCCCCAUCAACCUCCAGUCUAUCAUGAUCGGUAACGGUUUGACCGACUUUUACACAAUGUCGGCGGCCUAUGUAGAAAUGCAAUGCACCGGUGCAUCAGUUUUCCCUGUGCAAAGUAUCUCUUCCUGCAAUCGUAUGAAGCAAGCGCUUCCUCGCUGCCAAAAGUGGUUGACAGAAUCAUGCAUUAACCAGUUUGAUGCAAUGAACUGCGGUGCAGCUGCAAGCUUUUGCGAUACUGAGAUAUCCGGUGCUUUCUUCUCGACCGGCAAGAAUCCCUACGAUAUCAGCAAAGACUGCGAUGGACCUAUCGAGGAGACUUUGUGCUAUCCGGUCACGAAGUAUAUAUCAAGCUUCCUUGAUCGCCCCUCCGUGCGCGAAAAGCUCGGCGUGGAUCCCUCCGUCACAGGUAACUUCAGCUCCUGCAGUGAUGCUGUUGGACAGGCUUUUGCCUUAGCUGAGGAUGAGUAUCACGCAACAUACCCUCAUGUCGCUGCACUUCUCGAACGCGGCGUACGCGCAUUGAUAUAUGUAGGCACUUAUGACUGGAUUUGCAACUGGCUCGGUAACCAGGCGUGGACACUUAACAUGGAGUGGAGCGGCAAAGAAGCGUUUGGACAGCAACCACUCGAGGCUUGGCUGGUUGAGGGAGAGAUCGCUGGGAAGACCAGGAGUGCGAAUGGACUCACGUUUGCUACUAUAGAUGGUGCAGGCCAUAUGGUCCCGUACGACAAACCCAAAGAGGCACUCGCCAUGGUACAACGUUGGUUGGCUGGGAGCGGCUUGUAGGUAUUAACCCAGAUACCAUGUAUAAAUUCCCCACACAAAGUGUAGAGAAGAUGAAAGAUGGAAUUAUACUGAACCUCUACUGCACGAUGCUACAAAAAUGACCGAGCAUUCGACAAACACAUGUACGGU